Penaeus vannamei (Pacific white shrimp) is the source of this 3144-nucleotide messenger RNA. RefSeq names its product transcription factor IIIB 90 kDa subunit. Gene Ontology annotation, biological process: transcription by RNA polymerase III; DNA-templated transcription initiation; transcription preinitiation complex assembly. NCBI's taxonomy places the organism in Eukaryota, Metazoa, Arthropoda, Malacostraca, Decapoda, Penaeidae. Gene Ontology annotation, molecular function: RNA polymerase III general transcription initiation factor activity; TBP-class protein binding; RNA polymerase III type 3 promoter sequence-specific DNA binding. The record is from RefSeq and is a predicted model, not a curated record. Gene Ontology annotation, cellular component: transcription preinitiation complex; transcription factor TFIIIB complex; extracellular region.
UGCGUUCGUUUCCCCCGCCUCGGUAUGCAACCGCCCUCCGUCUAGGCAUGGCAAACACGCAGAGAUUUGAUCCUUUUAACCUUAUUUAACAUGUGUCUGUCACUUAUUUGCGGGUGUCUCAAGGCGUAUUUAUUCCCCCGGCCAUCGUGACUGUCUUUGUGAGAGGAUAUAUGGUGUUUUGAUAACUUGGCAAGAUGUCAUCACGUUGCCAACACUGUGGGUGUGGGGACAUCGACAUCGACCCAGCUCGGGGAGAUGCUGUGUGUACCUCAUGUGGUACAGUUCUAUCGGAACAUAACAUUGUCAGUGAAGUUCAGUUUCUGGAGAAUUCUCAUGGUGGAAGUUCAGCUGUGGGCCAGUUUGUGUCCUCAGAUGCAGGCGGUAAGCGGCCUAUGUUUAGGGGCUAUAAUGGAACCUUUGCCAGAGAAAGUAAGGAAAUUACACUCAAUAAUGCGCGAAAAAGGAUUAAUGCCCUGGCCCAGCAGCUACGCCUCAGCCAACACAGUAUUGAAACAUCAUUUAAUUUUUUCAAGUUAGGGCUGAGUAAAGGGCUUAUGCGUGGAAGGAAAAAUAACCACGUGAUUGGUGCUUGUGUGUACAUCACUUGCCGGACAGAACAGACUCCGCACAUGUUAAUUGACGUGAGUGAUGCCCUCCAAAUCGAUGUGUACGAGUUGGGACGGACAUACCUGCGGCUGUCAACAGCUCUGUGCAUAAACAUUCCAGCCAUGGAUCCUUGCUUGUAUAUUUGGAGAUUUGCUCACAAGUUGUCCUUUGGUGACAAGACACAUGAGGUCUCAGAAACGGCCUUACGUUUGGUUAAAAGGAUGAAGAGGGACUGGAUGCAUACCGGCAGGAGACCAUCUGGGGUGUGUGGUGCGGCCCUAGUCAUCUCUGCCAGGUUGCAUGGCUACAACCGCACUAUCAAUGACGUCAUUAAAGUGGUCAAGGUGCAUGAAUCAACCUUGCGCAAGCGUUUAACAGAGUUUGGAGAGACACCCUCCAGUGCCCUGACCCCAGAGGAAUUCAUGACCAUGGACCUGGAUGAGGAGCAGGACCCACCCGCCUUCAGGGCUGCCAGGAAGCGGGAGAAGGAGCGUGUGCAGAAGCUCCUUGAUGAGCAGGAGGACCUGGACAGUGAGUUGACUGUGUUACAGCAGGAGAUUGAGAAACACCUUGAGGAACGGAAACGGAAGCUAAGAGGAAUAUGGGCAAAAUAUGACAGGGAGGAGGAAACGACUGAGGAGGAGAGUGUAGAACAGGAGAGCGCUGAUACACAGAAAUUUAUCACUGAAGCAACCUUACAGACCAUAGAUGAAUGCUUAGGCGAGAAUGGUGAUGAAGCUAUAAAACCGGAAUUAAAAGUGCAGGGGAUAGGUCCCUCUGCAGCUAGUUUGGGUCUGAAGGAAACAAUAGAGGAAUGCAUGGAGAUUCGCCCAAAUGACCCAGAGCCAGAGGACCGUGGAGUGCUGGACCUCUCAGGCAUUGAUGAAGAUGAAAUUGACUCGUACAUCAUGUCUGAUCGAGAGAUCAAGCUGAAGACAGAACUGUGGAUGAAGAUCAACAAGGACUACUUGGAAGAAUUGAAGCUCAAGGAGGAGAGGGAGAAGAAGGAGGCAGAGGAGAGAGAGAAGGAAGGCAAACCUCCAAAGAAGAAGAAGAACUACACCAAAAAGUCCAAGAGCAAUGCUCCAGCAAACACUGCAGGGGAGGCCAUUGAAAAGAUGCUCAUGGAGAAGAAGCUGUCCAACAAGAUCAACUAUGAUGUCCUGCGGAGCCUGAAGGGUGAGGACACAGGAGGGGGGGAAGAGGAUAUCAAGGAGGAGAAGCCCAGCCCCAAAACCCUCAAGACCAUACCAGUCGAGACACCUGAAGGCAUUUCGUCUGUGCUCCACUCAUUGACUGGGAAGAGACCCAGGAACAGCAUCAAGGAGGAGGGAGAGAAGUCACCCAAGAAGAUAAAGGGAGAGACAACUGAUGCAGCCAACACCUCUCUAGGCCCCAAGGUGGAAGAUGCUGAAGAAGAGGAAGAAGAGGAGGAAGAGGAUUGCGAAGAAGAGGAAGCUGAGGAUGAGGAAGAGGAUGAGGGCAGCCUAUCCACAGCCCAGCUCCUCAGGAGACGAAGGGGAGAGGACAACUCCUAUGAUGAUUACUAUGAUGACUAUUAUGAUUAACAGAAAGAGUUUGAUGGACAUAGUCUUUUAAUUUAUUUCCUUUUCUAUUUUCAUGAGAAGUCUGAGCAUUUUUUUCUUUAAUGUCAUUUGAGUGAACUGAUUUUAUUACCUAGCAGUGGACCACAUAUACAAGUCAUUAACUUGCAGGCAUUGAAGUUCAAGUACAAAUAAUAUAUAUAAGUGAAUUAGUCCUUCAGGAUUUGAAUCCUUGAGGAUAAAGAAAGGAAAAAACAUAUUCAGUGAAAAAGUGAAUGGAAAUAUCAUCUUUAUUAUGUUUUAUAUGUAGCUUUUAUCAAUAAUUAUAAUAGUGAAAAGAAGAAACUUACACUUCAGUUAUAUUGGUGUGCUGUACAGAAUGUAGCUUUUAUUUAUUUACUUUUAAAAAAUAUUUUUGUCAGUAUUGAGAUGUUUUCUGGUCACAAAAUAUGAAUCAUUCUCAUCGAAAAGAUCAUAAUUUUAACACCAAAGGAACAUUGAAAAAUAUGCGUUACAUUUCUUAGGAGAAUGGGUCAUAUUUUUUGGAAGAUAGAUACAUUGGCGUUUGAUUUACACAAACUUUUGUAAAUUAUUUCAUGAAUGCAAAUUUGGUCUGACAGCAGCAGAAUGUAUAGUGUAGCCUUCAGUGUUGAAUAGAGUACUUUAUUUUGUGUAUGAAAACCCAUUUUUAAUGUAAUUAAAAUUGUUAAACAUUAAGAAAACAAUUUAAAGUGGCAGUAGAAAAUAAGUACCUUUCUAGAUCAUAUUGUCAUGAUUUGUAUUAUUAUUAUUGUUAUUAUUAUUAUUAUGAUGAUGAUGAUUGUUAGUUUUACCUUUAAUGGUAAGGUAGGAUGUACAAUCUUUUGUUUUUAUAUAUCAUUAUUUGAAUAUAACUACACACUGAAGAAAACACUGUAUGGUAUGUAUAUAUUAUAAAAGGUUGUAGAUUACAGACAGAUCAAAGUAUAAGAAAUAAUGAUUCUUGUAGUACAAA